Mercurialis annua (annual mercury) is the source of this 915-nucleotide messenger RNA. RefSeq lists its product as uncharacterized. Gene Ontology annotation, molecular function: calcium ion binding. NCBI's taxonomy places the organism in Eukaryota, Viridiplantae, Streptophyta, Magnoliopsida, Malpighiales, Euphorbiaceae. The record is from RefSeq and is a predicted model, not a curated record. The transcript has 4 exons. The coding region runs from base 232 to 729 and encodes 165 amino acids.
AUCAGCAGCCAAUUGAAUAAUAAUUUCAGACAUCAGAGGCACACGAAUCUCACUCUGUUCCUAAAACACCGGAAUUAAUUAUCAGCCUUAUAUCACAAGUCUGAUACUGACUGGUUCAAAACAAGAUGAUGAUUUUACACUCAAAAAAUUAUUAAUCAACUCAGUAAUUCAAACUCUGCAUCUUCAUCAUUUCUUAUAUUUCUUUAAUUACUCACUGAAUCUCCAAUUCCCAUGGGUCAGAUCCUAGACAAAUUCCAUGGUAAGCAAUGGAGGGAGAAACAGAUAAGGAUUAUAACGGACAAGGUUUAUGAACGCAUUAAAAGUCAAUCAGGAAAUUCUAAUUUGUCUUUUGAAGAACUUUACAUUGCUGUGCUACUCAUAUACAAUGAUAUCAAUAAGCGUUUGCCCGGUCCCCAUUUCGAUCCGCCUUCUAAAGAUGAAGUCAGAGUCCUGAUGGAGGAAUGUGACAUCAACAGUGAUGGAGAAAUCAACCAUGAAGAAUUUGUGAAAUUCGUCAAGAAGCUAACGGCAGACGCGUUUGUUGUUGUUAGUCAAGGACUGAUAAUCACUUUGCUUGUAGCACCCACAGUCGCAGCAGCAACAAAGAAAGCUACGGAAGGUGUUCCUGGUGUUGGAAAAGUGAUACAGAAACUACCAGCUUCAAUUUAUGCAUCUCUCGUCACUCUUGCAAUAGUAUGGUUCCAAACUUCUACUCAGGAUAAUUACUAGAAACUUCAGUUCAGUUCUUCUCUUCCACUCGGGGUCUUGCUGGCUGGAAAGUUCAUUCAAUUGCUUGCAUGUUUGUAAUCGAAAAAGGAUACGAAUGCUCGAACUGGUUCUGAGUAUUGAUCAAUCUUGUUAUAAUUACUUGGCUUGUGAUACAUAUACAUAAUAUCCAGUCCCCUGAUUUUAUUA